AUGGACGGAGGGACUUGGUUUUCACGCGCGCACGCUCUCUUGUUCUCCCUCUUCACGCUCUCGCUGAUAGGUAGAACCAGGUGUGCUCGCUUCGUUCUGUAUCUCUUCACGCUCUCGCUGAUAGGUAGAACCAGCAAUCACACGCGGUUCCUCUUCUAUCGCCCGAGCAGUGAGGCGUCGACAUCGUCGCCUUUCAAUCGGCAAUGCCAAGUACAUCUACUGCAUGGCCGACAUCUUUGGCAUCGUCGUCGCAGCCGGCUCGCACACGCUCCUCUCGAAGCUCUUCCCGGAGCACAAGACGCUCAUCGCCGAGGCUGUCCUCGCUGA
This is a messenger RNA of Rhodotorula toruloides NP11, 327 nucleotides long. RefSeq lists its product as uncharacterized. The record is from RefSeq and is a predicted model, not a curated record. The transcript has 2 exons. NCBI's taxonomy places the organism in Eukaryota, Fungi, Basidiomycota, Microbotryomycetes, Sporidiobolales, Sporidiobolaceae. Bases 1 to 327 code for a protein of 108 amino acids.